This is a messenger RNA of Rhodamnia argentea, 1828 nucleotides long. Its product is annotated as protein PLANT CADMIUM RESISTANCE 6-like. Lineage: Eukaryota; Viridiplantae; Streptophyta; Magnoliopsida; Myrtales; Myrtaceae. The coding region runs from base 726 to 1643 and encodes 305 amino acids. The record is from RefSeq and is a predicted model, not a curated record. The transcript has 4 exons.
UGUUUCUGGCAAUGUCCUAACCAUAGUCUCCUUUCAUCUUGAGAAAUCGGUAACCAGUAACAUCUUGAGCAAGUUCUCUUUGAAAUCUCAGGCACAUGAUCCAUAAAUUGGAUUGUCAAAGACAGAAAAAGGUCCGACCUACCUGGAGCACGCAUAAUCUAAUGCGUUGGACAUCAACUAGUCAGAACCGAGCAUAUGUUCCUCCUUCUGUGACCGAGAAAAGACGUCUUCUUCAAUAAACAGGAGGCGAAAUUCUCUGAUAUGUGCAUACCGGCGGCACUAAUACACCCUUUGAAUGAUUGAUAUGGUCGCCUCUAGCUUCAGAUCUAUUUAAUUCUUCCGGUUUCGAAACGGCACGUCGUAUAGACCCGUAACUACUGGGUUGUCCAUUCUACCAUACUCAACAGAUUUCAUGUAAAAAAUCAGGACAAAGAACUGGGGGGGAAAGAAAAGAGCUGUUUCAUAUGUUACUAGGAAACUGUCAUUCAUUUGCUCAGAAGUUAACGAAGCCUUUGUAGUGUACUGCUUGGCACCUUUUGUGUGAAAACAAGAUUUUAAAUAGAUCAUGGCUCCGCCGGCCGCGCUAGCGAUGAAACAUUCAUCCAUGUCUUAAUCCUUGGGACUGGAGGUGGGUUUCACUUAGUUGUAUGAAAACAAUUUGAGAGGUUUGUUAAUCUUUGGCUGAUCUGAAAAGUUCGACCGUGCAUCAUCAGGAUCGAGAAAAGAUGGGACGUCCCUCAACCGAACUAUUUGCUCCUUCCGGUUCAGUCCAUCAGCAAAUGCAACCGGAGGAAGUGAGCGGUCCUUCGACCCAGCAACAGUUUCAGCUGCAGCAGAAUAUACAAGCCAGUCUGAUUAAUCCAACGCAGGCUGUACAAUUCCCGCCCCAAAAUCCGCAGAUGAUGCCACUUCACUCGAUGCCGCAAUCUAAUCCGCAGAAUCUGGCUGGUCCUGGACAAAGUCCACAAGCUAACCAAAGCUUUUGGGCUCAGCCAACUCUGUACGCUGGGCAACCGAUCCCCGUGGGCUCUCAAAUUCAAGCCGGUUUCCAGCCAUCACAUCCUGCGCCCGACUUUAUUACAGGGCCAACGAAUGCUCCGGCUCCACCCUUUCACACUGCUGGUGCAAACUAUCCUCAAGUGCCGUUUCCUCUGCAUAACUUGCCUCCUAUGCCUCAAGGGAUGAUAGUUCAAUUGACACCAGCUGCUCCACCAUCUCCUUGGACAACGGGGUUGUUCGACUGCAUGGAUGACCCUUUGAAUGCGGUCGUGUCCUGUUGCUUCCCCUGCGUAACCUUUGGCCAGAUAGCUGAGAUUGUCGACCGAGGGAGCACAUCGUGUGGAACGAGCGGGCUACUGUACGGCGGGAUCCAGUUUCUAAUCGGUUGCCCUUGCUUGUUGUCCUGCACUUACCGAACCAAGCUCCGGCACCAAUUCAACCUCAUUGAGUCUCCUGCUCCUGACUGGAUCACUCACUUCUUUUGCGAAUGCUGUGCUCUUUCUCAGGAAUACAGAGAGCUUAAGAACAGAGGACUUGACCCUUCCAUAGGUUGGCCGGGGAAUGCGGCAACAAUGCAGAAUGUGCAGUAUCAAGUCGCUAUGGUACCUCCAAUGCAUCAGCAACCCAUGACCAUGAGAGCUUGACGAGGAACACCACAUCAGAUCCAUCGGCGACUCGGAUCAUCCUCUCAUGUAAUUCCCAUUUGAGUCAAAAUAAGUGAAUAUACCAAUAGAAAUAUGAAGUUACAAUUUGCCGAUAUGAAUAAUAAUCGUCUUUUCAAAAGUGUCCAUUGAUUUGAAGAACGUAUGAAUUUUUUUUUUGUGUCAAA